CGUGACAGCCUGUUUUGUUUUCGUUUAGUGCUGAAGAGGAAGUGUCUUUCUGUUUGGUCAGUGGGAUUCAAAAAUAUAAGACAAUCACGAGGUUUUCACCGUAUAAUAUCGUAGCAGGUAUCGUACGGAGGUUUUACUUGUUCCGUAGCCGGUGUAGCUGAGCCGACUUCCGCCUGUGCGUCCUGCACGGACACGUCCGCAGCAUCCUGGCAGCUCUAAAACGCGUUAAAUGAAGUACAUGCCAACAGCAAAACCACUGAUGCUGAUGACAAAGACGAGUCAUACGUGUUUGAUCGUUUCCAGCAUGGCCUCUUUGGUCCUGCUCAUGAUGGUGCUCUACGGGACCAUGAGCAGCCAGCAGCCGGGCGGCUCGAGCCUCAGACACGACUACCAGCUGCUGGGCAGACCCCUGUACAAGCUGGAUCUGAGCUGGCCCAAGAACCCGGAGCUCUACACCGGAGACGUGUUUGGAGUGGCGGUCAACCAGUAUGCUGGGGUGGUGUAUGUGGCUCAGAGAGGCGACAACGUUCCCAAGGUGCUGGUGUUCACUACAGAUGGAGAUUACCUCAUGUCCUGGAAUACAACCACCCUGGAGAAGCCUCAUGGAAUAUUUCUAGCCGAUGCAGCUUCAUCAAACCCCACCGUGUGGGUCACAGAUGUGGGGAACGGCCCGUAUGGUCACUGCAUCAAACGCUACACGCCAUCAGGAAAGUUGCUACAGGUGCUUGGAACGCCGGGAAAAGCAGGUUCUGGACUGGACCCCCUGCAGUUUGAUCAGCCCGCCGAGAUAUUUGUCCACGACUCUGGGGAAAUUUAUAUUGUGGACGGUGAUGGAGGGAUGAACAACCGCCUCAUCAAGCUGUCCAAGGAGCAGAAGGUGAUGUGGAUGCAUGGAGAGAAAGGACAAGGCCUAGCUCAGUUCUACAUCCCACACAGCGUGACCGUGGACACGGCCCAGAGGGUGUGGGUGGCUGACAGAGGAAACAAGAGGAUCCAGGUCUUUAAUUCUGUCACCGGGGAGUGGCUGGGGACGUGGGGCAGCUGCUUUACUGAAGACGCACCCUAUUCUGUCCGCCUCACCCCAGACAAAAAAUACUUUGUUGUUGUCCAGCUCAACACCAAUCAGAUUUCACUGCUGGACGCGCCGCCUGUAGGCAUGAUCGGUUUCACAACAUCUGCGGGGGAGCGGGGGAGGAUGACGGACAGACCUGGCGCACCUAAACGUGUAGUGAGGGUGCGCUGGGAAUGCCUGGCAGAGGCCCCGGUCCAUGAGAUCUUCAACUCCCACCUCGGGCAGAGCUUCAACAGCAUUCAGAGGGAGACUGGGGACAUUAAGUCUGACUGGACCAUGUUCAGCAUCUCCAUUACUGAAGUCACUGUACUGAGCUGCGACCGCAAGGUGGUGCCUGUCAUGGUGGUGACCCCCGAACCAAAUGGUGGACACCAGAGGUGA
This is a messenger RNA of Neolamprologus brichardi, 1453 nucleotides long. The record is from RefSeq and is a predicted model, not a curated record. NCBI's taxonomy places the organism in Eukaryota, Metazoa, Chordata, Actinopteri, Cichliformes, Cichlidae.